Messenger RNA from Neltuma alba, 2319 nucleotides. RefSeq names its product 70 kDa peptidyl-prolyl isomerase. The transcript has 13 exons. The coding region runs from base 325 to 2061 and encodes 578 amino acids. The record is from RefSeq and is a predicted model, not a curated record. Gene Ontology annotation, molecular function: protein binding; peptidyl-prolyl cis-trans isomerase activity. Lineage: Eukaryota; Viridiplantae; Streptophyta; Magnoliopsida; Fabales; Fabaceae.
UGGCUUUACUGUCGGAUCUCGAAUGUGUUCGUUAUCUGUGUUCCGAAUUUGGUAAUAGAAUACUUUCGAAGGCAACAAGAGGACGAACCAACGUCCGUUUCUAAAGAUAGAGAUCAAAGAAGAGGUCUUUCUGGAAUCAUCUUUAAUGUUCUAGGACUUAUGGAACUCUCUAGACAUGCCCCCUUGUUUCCCUUCUUUUCUUCCUAAUCAUCACUUCCAUUAUAAAAUCUCGUUCACGCCAGCCUCCUUCGUUGUCUCUGCAUUUUCGACAUCUCACGAUCACAGUUGGUAAUUCAAUCUGCUGAGUUCGUUCCAAAAUCCACCAUGGAUGAGGACUUUGAGUUCCCUACUGCUGCUAACACGGGCAUCGAAGACGAAGAUAUGGGGAUUCCAGAGGAUGACCCUGUUACCCCAAUUCUCAAGGUCGGAGAGGAGAAGGAGAUAGGAAAGAAUGGCCUGAAGAAGAAGUUGGUUAAGGAGGGGGAAGGAUGGGAGACUCCAAACGCCGGAGACGAGGUGGAAGUUCACUACACCGGGACACUGUUGGACGGAACUCAGUUUGAUUCUAGCCGUGACAGGGGAACCCCAUUUAAGUUCAAACUUGGGCAAGGGCGCGUAAUAAAGGGAUGGGACGAAGGCAUCAAAACCAUGAAGAAAGGUGAAAAUGCCAUUUUUACAAUACCUCCAGAGUUGGCCUAUGGAGAGUCAGGAUCUCCCCCGACUAUUCCCCCCAAUGCAACCCUACAAUUUGAUGUGGAGUUGCUGUCUUGGAGCAGUGUGAAGGACAUAAGCAAGGAUGGGGGUAUCUUGAAAGAAAUUCUCUCCGAAGGAGAGAGUUGGGAAAAUCCCAAGGAUCUGGAUGAAGUAUUUGUUAAGUAUGAAGCCAGGCUCGACAAUGGGACCGUCAUUUCUAAAUCUGAUGGUGUGGAGUUUACCGUGGAAGUUGGCUAUUUUUGUCCUGCUCUGGCCAAGGCUGUGAAAACAAUGAAGAAAGGAGAGAAAGUCCUUUUGACUGUGAAGCCACAAUAUGCAUUUGGCGAGAACGGAAGGCCAGCAUCUGGUGACGAAGGCGCUGUACCUCCUAAUUCGUCAGUUCAAAUUAAUCUUGAAUUGCUAUCUUGGAAGACUGUAACUGACAUUACUAAGGACAAGAAAGUUCUCAAAAAGACUUUGAAGGAGGGGGAGAAAUAUGAGCGACCCAAUGAUGGAUCUGUUGUCCGAGUGCGGCUUAUUGGCAAGCUGCAAAAUGGGACCGUUUUCACCAAGAAGGGUUAUGAUGAGGAGCAACCCUUCGAGUUUAAAGUAGAUGAAGAGCAAGUGAUUGAGGGACUCGACCAAGCCGUGAAGAACAUGAAGAAAGGGGAAAUUGCAUGGGUGACCAUACAACCUGAAUACGCCUUUGGCGCCUCUGGCUCUCCCCAAGAACUUGCUGCUGUUCCUCCUAAUUCAACUGUAUACUAUGAAGUGGAGCUGAUUUCAUUUGAGAAGGAAAAGGAAUCGUGGGAGUUGAACACAACAGAGAAGAUUGAUGCAGCAGGAAGGAAAAAGGAAGAAGGGAACGUUUAUUUCAAGGCCGGUAAAUAUGAUAGAGCAUCGAAGAGAUAUAAGAAGGCCAUGAGGUAUAUUGAAUAUGACUCCAGUUUUAAUGAUGAGGAGAAGCGGCAGUCCAAAGUGCUGAAAAUCUCAAUUAACCUUAACAGUGCUGCCUGCAUGCUGAAGCUUAAAGACUACAAGGAAGCAGUGAAGUUGUGCACAAAGGUAUUGGAGCUUGAUAGUGGGAAUGUGAAAGCUUUGUACCGGAGGGCACAAGCAUAUAUACAACUUGUGGAUUUGGACCUUGCUGAAAUGGACAUUAAGAAGGCCCUUGAAAUUGAGCCAGACAAUAGGGACUUGAAAGUGGAGUACAAAAUUUUGAAGGAGAAAGUGAGAGAAUACAAUAAGAAGGAUGCGCAGUUCUAUGGAAGCAUGUUUGCGAAAAUGAACAAGCUUGAACAAACUAGAAAAGCAAAUACAGCAGCAGAACCUCAGCACAUGCCAAUAACUAUCGAUAGCAAAGCAUAAACGGAAAUCAAAAGCCAAGCAGAUAUUUGAGUGAGUGUCAUGUGGUGUCUAAAUGGCUAUUUUUCCUGUGUGGUCAUCAGUGGCUUUGUUCACGUCUUGAGUGGUUUGAGCUGAAGAAUGGUUUUAGAGCAUUAUGUAUGAGGUCUUUGUAAUGUUUGAAAGACUACUUCCCCAGUCGUGUGUACUCAAAGCUAACAAGAAACAGUUGCUGUUAUCUGUUUGGCAAUAUAAGGGUUUCCUUAUCCUCUGAAGUCUGAA